UCAGCCACAAAUCUCCGCGGUCGCACGGAGACUUAACGGAGGGCAGCGCGGAUCGAAGAAUGUACAUAAAGACGGAAGGGACGAUGGUUUUAUUUUUCAGUAAUCAUCGCAAUAUCAAGCAAAUUAGUACUUCGGUCAUUCUCUCCCUUUCCAUAAACCAAAAAUGCAACAACAGCCAACAGUAGCCUUUUUUGGGGCAACGGGGGGAUGUGCCAAUGCGUGUCUGGCACUGGCCUUGCAAGCCGGGUAUCACUGCUCCGCCCUGGCUCGCACGCCCUCCAAGCUCCACAACCUGCUCCAGCAGCUGAACGUCCCCGAAUCCGCCAUUGCGAAAUACCUAACGGUCACGGAAGGUGACAUCUACGAUCACGAGGCCGUUCAGAAGACCCUCUAUCUCGAUGGCCGCCCCGUCGACCUGAUCGUCUCGGGCCUCGGCGGUAAGCCACGCUUCGAGUAUGGCAUCAAAGCCACCCUAGACAACCCGACCAUCUGCCAAGAUGGCGUCCGGACCAUCCUGUCCGCCGCUCGAUCGUGUCCGCAGAAGCCCCGGAUCGUGAUCAUCAGCACCACCGGCCUCAGCGACACGCGCGACGUGCCACUUCUGAUGCUGCCCCUGUACCAUUGGUUGCUCAAGGUGCCACACGAGGAUAAGAAGGUGAUGGAGAAGCUGGUCGAGACCGAGAUGCAGAAGCCAGAGGAGGAACGCGCCAUCGACGGGUAUCUGAUGGUGCGGCCCUCCUUGUUGGUGAACGGCGACGGCGAUGGAUUGUCGAAGAUCAAGACCGGCACCGACGAGAAACCCGCGGUGGGCUAUUACAUUAGUCGUCGGGACGUGGGUCUUUGGAUAUUCGAGAGGAUAAUUCACCAGGCAUCGCUUACGGAGGGUCAGUAUUGGGGGCAGAAGGUGUCCUUGACGGUCUAGGCAGCUGCGUGAAUUCUUUGACACAGACUUCUUAUCGCUUGGAGCAAUUGGG
This is a messenger RNA of Aspergillus welwitschiae, 974 nucleotides long. RefSeq names its product NAD(P)-dependent oxidoreductase. Lineage: Eukaryota; Fungi; Ascomycota; Eurotiomycetes; Eurotiales; Aspergillaceae. The transcript has 2 exons. The record is from RefSeq and is a predicted model, not a curated record. Bases 164 to 922 code for a protein of 252 amino acids.